Molecule: messenger RNA, 1215 nt
Organism: Puccinia graminis f. sp. tritici CRL 75-36-700-3
Lineage: Eukaryota; Fungi; Basidiomycota; Pucciniomycetes; Pucciniales; Pucciniaceae
Exons: 2
Coding region: 216-962 (248 amino acids)
Cellular component (GO): mitochondrion
Source: RefSeq, a predicted model, not a curated record
GAUAUUGUGCAUGCAUACAGGUCCUCGGAUCGGAUCCUGUACAACCAGGGGCCUUACAUGAUCCAGCUCGGAUAUCUAGUUGUCAACCCGGAAUACCAGGAUCACCGGUCGAGAUCGAAGGAAAGAACCACAGAAGAAGUCACGUCGAGAGGAGUACGACUCACAUCUGGCGAUCGAACGGGACACAACGCGAACCACAGCGGCGAGAGAAAGAGAUGAUCGGCCGGCGGUCACUGCAGAGGGUGCAAGAGUGGCGGACGAGGACUAGUAGAGCGCAGACUCAGGGCCUCUCGAGGCUCGCGAGAGACGGGCCUGCGAAGCGGCGCUGGACGAGUUCCUCAUCAUCAUCAUCAUCAUCAUCGACGACGAGAGGGGGGGACAGUCGGAUGGAGAAGAUCUUCCGGACCAUCCAGGCCCGAUACCCGCACAUCUCCGCCAACCAUCUCCCCUCCCUCACCGCCGCCUUCGUCCUCCUCCACGAGCUCACCGCCUUGGUCCCUCUUCUCGCGAUCUUCGGAAUCGUCCAGACGACCGGAACCGGCGCGAAACUCGUCCACUUCAUCCGCCACUCACUCCCUCCUCCUCCCUCUUCUGAUUCCGACUCUUCUUCUGAUCAAGAACCUGCUUCUUCUGUUCCGCAAGACCGUUCCGAUCCAACCCGACAUUCGGCGAUCGCCGGCUCUCUGACCCAAGCCCUGGACGAAAGCGCCGCCAAGGUCUCCAAGCUGGCCGAGAGAUACGGCUACUCAUCUGGCCAAGAGGAGCCGGAGGACGACGAGGCCUGCGACGAAGAGAGUAGAUCGAUGCUCGAGAACGGCGUGCUUGCAAGCGGCUUGGUCGCCUAUCUAUGUGUCAAAAUUUUAUUGCCGAUACGCGUCUCCGUGUCGGUCUAUUUAACCCCAUCGUUAGCCCGGCAGAUCCGCCGAAUGGCCCACUGGGAGCCGAAGAGACCGGCCGAAUAAUCGCCUGCCCUCCCUCCCCCUUGGUUUUUCUUCCGAAAAUGAGCAGGAAUGGGGGGGAUAUGAAAAAAAUCCACGACGGACUGUGAUCGAUCUGUUCCGUCGAUCAUUCAGCGUUCCCGAGACUCGCUCGCUCGCUCUCCGGCUCUGAUGACACUGGACUCUCUUCAGACUGUCUAGUAUAUCACCGACAAGAUCCGAAUGAUCGAUCAACGGGCCUGCGAGCUCCUUUCUCUCUGGGACUAAGAUGAUAUAU